Molecule: messenger RNA, 942 nt
Organism: Pyrus x bretschneideri (Chinese white pear)
Lineage: Eukaryota; Viridiplantae; Streptophyta; Magnoliopsida; Rosales; Rosaceae
Exons: 2
Coding region: 1-942 (313 amino acids)
Source: RefSeq, a predicted model, not a curated record
AUGACAAGUCAUCUUGAGGUUGAAAGUAAUGAAGAAAUUGAAACUGAAUCUGAUCAUGGUGGAUCAAUAGUUGAAGAAGACAGCCAAGUUGAUGAAGCCUCACCUUUCACAGGACGAACUCGAAGACCACCAACUUGGAUGAGGGACUACAAAACAGGUCAGGGCUUAUCCGAUGAGGAGAAUGAGGAAGGGGCAAGAGACGAAAGUGUAUCGACUGAAGAAGGCUCUAUAUGGACUCAAGCAGGCUCCCCGAGCCUGGUACAGUCGUAUUUCAGCAAGGAAGGUUUCAACAAAUGUCCUUUUGAGCACACAUUGUUCAUCAAAACUGCAGAAGAAGGUAAGAUCUUGAUAGUAUGUCUUUACGUCGAUGAUCUCAUUUUUACUGGAAAUGAUAAGAUGAUGUUUGAACAAUUUAAGAAAUCUAUGAUGGUGGAGUUCGACAUGACCUAUCUCGGGAAAAUGAGAUACUUUCUUGGUAUUGAAGUAAUACAAGGUUUUGAAGGAAUCUUUAUUAGUCAAAGAAAGUAUGCUCAAGAGAUAUUGGAAAGGUUUAACAUGGAUCAAUGCAACUCAGUACUAAAUCCCAUUGUUCCUGGUUACAAACUUACAAAAGAUGAAGGAGGAAUAGAGGUUGAUGGCAAUGUUUACAAACAGAUGGUAGGAAGUCUCAUGUACCUAACAGCUACACGCCCUGACUUAAUGUUUGUUGUAAGUUUGAUUAGCCGAUACAUGGAGCGUCCAACUGAAGUUCACAUGCAGACGGCAAAAAGAGUUCUCAGAUAUGUUAAAGGAACUACUGAUUUGGGGAUAUUCUACAAGAAGGGAGGAACUGAGGAGUUGAUUGGGUACACCGAUAGUGAUUACGCAGGUGAUCAAGUUGAUAGGAAGAGCACCUCAGGUUACGUAUUUAUGGUGAAUAUGGGCGCAGUCUCUUGGUCCUAA